AAUAGCAUUUCACAAAUCAAUAAUAAACCAAAGAAAACAGUGAGGGAGGGCGAUGCAUUACCACGGCUGCUGCUGCGGACGGUGUAGGGUAUCGACGUCUCCGUUGCCGGUAAUAGUCAUGAUCACGGUGGCCCUCGUCCUCUUAGCCCUUUCCUCCGUCGUGAAAUUCGAAGUUGCUGUCUCCUCAGGCGAAGAUGUGCUGAGCUGGCUCAUCCUCGCCGCAAUUCCAUUGGCUCUGCUCUUUGCCGUGAGAUGUCUCUCUUGUCUUGAAACGUCCAAGCGAUCUACUUACUACUGUCCUUGUGGUCGCUGGAGAUGCGUUUGCUACUACUAGUUCUGAUCUCGCGAUGUGAUCAAUGAUAACAGUUAAAGCAAAGGAAAAUAAGGAAAUUUGAUAAUG
Arabidopsis arenosa is the source of this 400-nucleotide messenger RNA. NCBI's taxonomy places the organism in Eukaryota, Viridiplantae, Streptophyta, Magnoliopsida, Brassicales, Brassicaceae. The record is from the annotation of a GenBank genome assembly.